UGAAAGGGAUAAAGCGGAACCCGCUGGCACUGGGGAAAGCUUCCAACACACAAUCCACAACACAGCUUGGGAACUCAAAAAAGCUACAGAUCCAGCCACUCAACUCCAAGCAUGUCAGAAUCAUGUGCAUUCUCCCAGCACAAGAAAGGAAAAGGGGGAAAGAAACCAGUGAUCGAUUUUUAACAAAAGGAGUCCUGAAAGGCAGAAUUUAACAGCACAGCUACCUGCUGGAAAGAAAAAGAGAGAGAGAGAGAGAGAGAGAGAGAGAGAGAGAGAGAGAGAAAGAGUUCUUUUUCCUCUCCAAAGCACUGCCUUUGAUGUAUGGCAACUGAUCACUGAUCAGAUUACAGGCAUUUGGUCUCAGUGCUCGUCUGCCUUUGAUCUGCAUGGUUAAUUUUAUUUUCCCGGAUUUGGAGUUUCGUCUGGGCUUGUGCUGACAUACUUCUUCUUUUUUUUUUUUUUUUCUUAAGGAGGUAAAAGCAUUUAAUACAGAAGCUCUGGCAGUGUGAAAUUAAGUUGCAGAAAGCCUGGGCACUGGGAGACUUCACCAUAUAACAGGUUUAACUGUAAGAAAUGGAUCCUAAAGGAUUACAAGGAGAAGACAAAUUGAAGAUGCUUAUUAUCUUACUAGCGUAUUUGCUAAGUAGGGUAAUCUGCGAAACUGGAGAUUGCAGAGAACAAGAAUUUAGAGAUCACACUGGGAACUGUGUUCUCUGCAAACAGUGUGGACCAGGAAUGGAACUCUCAAAGGAAUGCGGCUUUGGAUACGGGGAGGAUGCACAGUGCAUGACUUGCAGGCCAAACAGAUUCAAGGAAGACUGGGGCUUUCAGAAGUGCAAGCCUUGUCUGGAUUGUGCGCUAGUUAACCGUUUUCAGAAGGCCAACUGUUCUGCCACCAGCAAUGCGCUAUGUGGAGACUGUUUACCGGGUUUUUAUCGGAAAACCAAGCUUGGAGGCUUUCAAGACAUGGAGUGUGUUCCCUGUGGUGAUCCUCCUCCUCCCUACGAACCCCACUGUACCACUAAAGUAAACCUCGUGAAGAUCCCAUCAACUGCUUCCAGUCCUCGAGACACUGCUCUAGCAGCAGUUAUAUGCAGUGCACUUGCUACAGUGCUCUUGGCUCUUCUUAUUCUUUGCGUUAUCUAUUGCAAGAGGCAGUUUAUGGAGAAGAAACCAAGCUGGUCUUUGAGAUCACAAGACAUUCAUUACAGUGGGUCUGAAUUGUCGUGUUUUGAUAGACCACGGCUAAAUGAAUACAACCACAGAACAUGCUGCCAGUGCCAGAGGAGCACAUCACAGACCUGUGGGCCUGUUCAUUUGAUUCCUUCACUGUGCUGUGAUGAAACCUGUAGCAUGGAGCACAGCAGUCACAGCUGUGCUUUGCACUCACAGACUACGCUUAAUGAAAGGGCUUCUGAUUCUGUUGGAGAAAUGAUUCCUGCCUUCCUUGGUUCUCUUUCACGCUCUGCUUGUGGAGACAUUUCAGAUGCUUGGCCUCUGAUGCAAAACUCAGCUUGUUGUGACAGCAUUUCUUUCUGUGAAUCAUAUUCAGAACUGGCUGGAGUUGCUGCAAAACCCUGCAGUCUGGAGACUGAAAAUGCAACUGCCAUUGAGUCAGAUAAUAACCCAGAGCUAAGUGAUGCACUUACUUCAGCUAAGUCUUCUGAUGGAAACACUGCAAAGCCCUUUGAAAUCUCCAAGCAUAGAACAUAUAUAGAAGUUUCAUCACUUCAGAACUCAGCCGCUGCUGAAUCCCAGCCAAAGACGAAGUGUAAUGGAACAGCAGAUGACUCUACAGACUGAUAAAGAGGAAAGGAAGCUAUUUCCCUCAGCACUACAACAUGAUGCUUCCCUGUUGCUCGUCCACUGAUUGUCAUCAAAUCACCCGGUCUUCGGUGUCACACAGUUUCAAAACCAGCUGGAAAAUGACGGCAUCAUUUCACACAUUCUAAGAAGUUGCACCUGAGCUGUAACAGCUGCAAAGUGAAACUUUAAGGAGCAACCUAGGAGAACCCUGAGAGCAGGAUUAGGAACAUUUGCAUCUCUUAUUGAAAAAGAACCUUUUAGUUCCUAAGAUUCUCAAGAAGUCCAAUGGAAUGAGCAUACAAAUGUGUGUAAAUAUAUCAAGACAUACAGAUACGUUAACGUGUUUACAUGGUUACCUUCAAUAUGGCUGCAGAUGUGAGAAGGCCUGGGACAAGACUUUGCCAGUUUCUCUGCUUGCACAUUUGCAUUUGAAAUUGUUUUCUGGCUGCAGUUUUUAACUCACUUUCCUGCUGUUGAAGGACUUAAGAAUGAAACAUUUCUAUUUAUGUGAGGAUUCUCUAUUGAUAAACUGAAGCUUUUAUUGUAUCUUACAUUGUAGUCAAUAAGCUAGUCUGGGGAAUUACAAUAUUUGCAUGUUACAGAUGAUGUAGUUGAAGUCCCUUUCACCCAAUUACUUUGUUUGUGGGAGGGAACAUUGUUUUGUUCAGUGUAGCAGGAGAUUGGCCGUGCACUAGGUUUAGUGAAAGUCAACUCUAUAGAAAGGGAUGUUACGUUGCUGGAAGUCCCACUGUGGGAAGAUAGCACUUGUUGGUGUAUUUUUUAUGUUGAAAUACAUGUAGUCAACUCACAUCAAGACAGCAGAGUCAGCUGGUGUGUCACACAACUGUUCAUGCUGUGAGAUCUAUUACUAAUGUUUUUUGGUAAUGAAUUAUUUUCAUUACUUAUGUGAUAGUUUCAAGAUUCAUGGUGAUUUCAUUCACUCAUUUAGUGGACUUCCUGUCUUUAAUUCAGGUCACUGUCCUUCUCACGGUCACAUUUUGUGUAAAUUCCAUAUUACACAUUAAAAUAGAUUCCAAGCUUUUUUUUUCUUUUUACCAGCUCUGAAUAGAAUCCUUGGAGUUACCUGUGUGCCCAGUUUAUAAAUAUCAACUUCCUUCCCUCUUUGUUUUUUAUGGCUUUUGUGACUGCAGGUUGUUGUAGCAUUUCCUAUAAAGAUAUGGAUUCUGCGGCCAUUUUUCCCUAAUCUAGUUUUAACUUCUGUGAGUGAUCCCUGUAACCUCUGCUGGCUCCCUGCAUCCAACAGGCUCCAACCUGCCAGUUGUGACCUCAACAAUCCUUCUGUAGAAAUUCCCAAUGAUGUGCCUUGACAAAAGCAAAGCGAUCAGCAAAACAAAUGCGAUUUUGCAUUCAGUGUGACUCAUCUUUCUGCACGUGGUUUGUACGGCAGUGGAAACGAUGAGACGAUCAUGUUCCACAACACAAAGAGACUUCUUUGAAGGAGCCGGUGGAAGAUUAACCCUGUACAAUGGUUAGGCUGAGUACAGGCAGCCAAAAUCAAUGAGAUCGUUAAUGUGUGCAAAGAAAACUGUUGGUUAACAGCUGUCAAAUUCAAGCCAAAGUGAAGAAACUACUUAAGAGGCUUAUUUUAAUUAGUAAUGACUCCUGUUUGAUCUCGUACGUAGAAGAAUACUCGGUUAUACAAGGAGUAUAAUUACACAACUCAGUACUGAAAAGUGUACGAUCAACUAAGAGUGGUUUUGAAUCACUUCUUUGGACACCUUCACACAUUCAAUAAGUUCUGAAAUGUUAUUUUUCACUAACUGUGCAUGAAGAGAUGGGUGCCUCUCUGUAAAUACUUGCAAAUAGAACAAAAUCCAGCGUGCAUUUCAUUACGUGGUAGGAUGUUUAUAGAACGUGUGUGUUUUUAACCUCUCAUUAAUAACAGCUCUUUAAACUGCUGUGUUCCAAACUGUUGCCGGCAUCUGUCACAGUAUGUUUUCCUAUUGGAAUUUAUGCUUUGUAUAAUGCUUUUGUCCGGCAACUCCAGGUAGAAGAACUCACAUCUUCACAUGAGUGACAGGUGGCUUCGGAGCAAAGUGGGAGUAGAAAUGAAAAGAGUGCUGUUCAUGUAUGUGUAUAUUGUGUAUAUAUUUCUGUCCUUAAUUUAACCAAAUUGGUCUUUUUUAUAUUGCCUGUGGCAAGCAAUGUUGUACAUGCGAAUAGAAAACAUACACUACCGCCGCAUUGUGACUGCCCACAUAGCACAUCUAAGGACUUACAGUGCUGUUUUAAAUGAUCUUAUAAAGAAUGUAAAUUAAAACCUUGUAUAAAUUGCUUUGUAAUACUUCUUCUUCUUUUUUUUUUUUUUUUACUUGUGAAUAAAACCUUACUUGAAUUCA
Coturnix japonica (Japanese quail) is the source of this 4166-nucleotide messenger RNA. It is a transcript of the gene TNFRSF19, whose product is annotated as TNF receptor superfamily member 19. Gene Ontology annotation, molecular function: signaling receptor activity; protein binding. NCBI's taxonomy places the organism in Eukaryota, Metazoa, Chordata, Aves, Galliformes, Phasianidae. Gene Ontology annotation, biological process: positive regulation of JNK cascade; positive regulation of canonical NF-kappaB signal transduction. The record is from RefSeq and is a predicted model, not a curated record. Gene Ontology annotation, cellular component: plasma membrane.